AUGGCGGAACCCUUUGUAUCAAUCAGGAAACAUAUAAAAUGGGGAGAUAGAGCAGCAAAAGAAAAUACAAACACUCUUGUCCUAACGUCUGCCGAUAAACACUAUGUAGACAUUCGAAUCCUUGACCCAUCCCAUCCACUCCCAAACAGUACCACCGACCCUCAAGCAAUAUUGAGGUUGGAGUGGGGUUUUGCGGGAACUGCAAUCAGCACUCCCGCAGUUUUCAAAGAUGGUGAUAAAAGCAUCUUGAUCAAGCCUGCACACACGCAGUGGGUUCAUGAAAUAGAUAAUAAGAUACGAAAUCCUGGACCGAAUGAUCGUGAUGAGGGUUACAUGUAUCCUGUGGAGGGCACAAACGAAGUUUUAGAAAAGGGUGCUAUGGUGAAUCCGGACACCGGGAAAGUGGAAGACUAUGAAGAAUUAUGGGAGGAUCUCGAGGUUGGAAUGAUGGAAGGGGAGAAGAGUGAUUAUUUUAUGAGUUGGGUGCUGAAGACGAAAGAUGCUGGUGAGGUGAACGGGAUGGUAAUUAGAAUUGGCGAGUGGGUACAGGGGGUCAUGAGAAAGGGGGAUGACUUCUCAGUUGUUAGGUGGAAAUGGACUACCGAAGAAGGAUGGAAAAGAGUGUUGGCGAUCGGUGAAGAUUUCGGACUAGAUAGCAAGGUCUUUGAGAGAGAGAUAUCUGUGGGUGACAGCAUCAAGGUUGACAGCGGCGUGGAGUGGGAAUUCAAAAGCUGUCACAAGCACAGGAAGUAA
Messenger RNA from Botrytis sinoallii, 753 nucleotides. RefSeq lists its product as uncharacterized. The record is from RefSeq and is a predicted model, not a curated record. The transcript is spliced from 3 exons. The coding region runs from base 1 to 753 and encodes 250 amino acids. Lineage: Eukaryota; Fungi; Ascomycota; Leotiomycetes; Helotiales; Sclerotiniaceae.